AUGAUCGCCAAGAUUCGAGAAGACGAGCGGCGAAUUAUUACCGCCCUCGAGAACACCAGCACGUCAAGAGCAGAUAAGUUAGACUCUGCAAAGGCACAAGUACAAUCCUUGCUGAAGCAAAUCAACCAAGCAAUCGAGUUUGCUGAAAAUCUGAUUCGAAGAAGCUCCAGCUCGGAUGUAAUGCAAAGCAAGAAUUGUCUAGAACAACGAUUUAAUCAUCUUGAAAACACGCCGAUCCCAGAAAUUCCGGUCAAUUCAUUCCUGAAGUUUUAUCAAACAAAAGAAGAAAAGAAUCUAACCCUUGGUUACAUAGCAACAAGUGAACCAGUAGUGGGAUUGACAAAAGAUUUCCAAGCUGGUGUUGAAUCAGAGUUUGAAGUUUACCCACAAAUACUUGGAGAAGAAGUGUUUGAAGUGAAAGUGCUUGUGGAACCCGCGGAUAAAACAGGAAGUUUGACAACUUGUGAAAAACAAGAUGGUGAUUACACCGUGAAGUUUACACCUGAAGUUCCAGGAACUUUCAAUAUCAUAAUAAAGGUAAAUGGCAAGGAGUUUGCAGGAAGUCCUUAUAUUGUCCAAGUAAAACAACGACUAAUUCAAGUUGUUGGAGGGGUAGAAAUAAAGGGAGAAACUCUUGUAAAGCUAAUCGGAAUUGCCGUAAACGGCAAAGGACAAAUCGCUAUUGCUGAUUUUGGUAAAAACUGUCUCCUGAUAACUGACAAGGAAGGAAGCUGUGUAAGAAAGGUGGGUUGUCGUGGAAACAAUGUUGGACAGCUCAACCGUCCAACAGACGUCACAUAUCUAAAUGAUGAUAACAUUCUUGUAGCGGAUCAAUUAAAUCAUCGCAUUCAACAAUUUAACGUUCAAACAGGGAACCCUGUGAAACAUUUUGGAAAUAAAGGGACAAGAGAUGGUGAUUUUCAGAACCCUGUCAGUGUUUGUGUGGAUGAAGAAGGCCGUGUUAUAGUUGCUGAUUUUCAUAACAGAAUGCAAGUUUUAUCACAGGAUGGUGAACCUUUGUUUCAAUUUGGAAACAGAGGACCAGAAAAACUAAACAAACCCAGGUCGUGUAUUUACCAUGAGAACAAGUUCAUUGUUUCUGACUGGGGUGAUGAUUGCUUGAAAGUGUUUGAUAAUACUGGGAAGUUUUUGAACAAGAUCGGCGAAGAAGGCCAGGGUGAUGGACAGUUGCUAGGGCCUAACGGACUGUGUGUCCAGAAAUGUGGCGAUCACCAUAAUCUUCUUAUUUGUAAUAGAGCCAAUGGCCGUGUUGAUCAGUUUACAGUGGACGGCUGUUUCACAGGAAAAACUGUUGUUAAGUUACAAGCCCCUACAAGAAUAACUACAACACCGGAUGGACUUAUUUUAGUUACAGACUAUGAGACCAAAAAAAUUCACAUUCUAAAAUAA
Messenger RNA from Porites evermanni, 1410 nucleotides. NCBI's taxonomy places the organism in Eukaryota, Metazoa, Cnidaria, Anthozoa, Scleractinia, Poritidae. The record is from the annotation of a GenBank genome assembly.